GUUUCCGCUUUAAUCUGGCUAGCUGUCUGUGCAUUGACGCAGCUCCGGGAGAAGAUGUUUCGUAUAUAUUUUAACAUAAACGCGUAUUUUUUGUUUUUGUCGCCGCGUGGGGCGUGACGCGGCGGCGAAGACUUGAAGGCUCGCGUCGUUCGCUCCGCGGAGUCCGGACUGUCGGCGACGCGACGCACGCAGCGGCGUCCCGCGUAGAAGAGCUGCCGAGCGGACAUGUCGUGCAUCUGCAGGGAUCUUUGGCCCCGGUGCUGCCCGGGUCGAGCCGAGGAGGCCUGAGCAGUCUCCACCUCCCGGAUCAGAUGGUGGCAGAGGGCAUGUGUGCAUGACAGAGAUUACACGGUGGUGGUCCAGCCUGCGCAGCAGAUAAGCAGAAGCUAAGGAAAGGAAGGUUUCACUGGAAAUAAUGGCCGACCCCGAGGAAGCGGAGUUGUCCGAGUCCCUCCGGAAGGAGGACGGGUUCUCCAGCGAGCCCGAGGAGACGGGUACGGAAUUCAAGUCCAAAAGCCUGCCUGUUCUAAACGAAGAAGCUCCUCAGGAGGAAACUCUGCUGGCCAGCUCCGCGCCCGAAGACAGCGCAGAGUUCAUCCAGCUGGCGGCCACGGCCGAGUCCUCCCGGGCCGAGUCCUCCCGGGCCGAGUCCUCCCGGGCCGAGUCCUCCCGGGCCGAGUCCUCCCGGGCCGAGUCCCCCGCCAGGGCGACCCACCAGCCCAAGCCGGGGAAGUCGGCGCUGAACCGGCCCAGCUCGUACAUGGAGAACACGGAGACCCGGCGGAGUAAAAAGAUGGCGAGGAGGAAGCCGCCGGGGAUUCUGGCCUCCCGGCUGGCUCGGAUACGCCUCCCCAGCAGGAAGUACCUGAGCUCCAUCAUGCAGGACUCUCGCUGCUUCCUGUUCUGCAUGUGCUACCUGACCUUCAUCCAAUCGCUCAUGGUGUCCGGCUACCUCAGCAGCGUCAUCACCACCAUCGAGAAGAGGUACAGCCUGAGGAGCUCAGAGUCGGGCCUCCUCGUCAGCUGCUUCGACAUCGGCAGCCUCCUGGUGGUCGUCUUCAUCAGCUACUUCGGCGGGCGGGGCCAGAGGCCGCGCUGGCUGGCGGUUGGCGGCAUCUUCAUCGCCGUGGGCGCCGCCCUCUUCUCCCUGCCUCACUUCAUCUCACCGCCCUACCAGAUCCAGGAGGUCAACUCGUCCUCCGGCAACGAGGGCCUCUGCAUGAACAGCAACGGCAGCGGGCGGGACCGCGUGGACAUCACGUCCUGCCCCAGGGACCAGGAGGGCAACGAGCACAACCUGUACGUGGCGCUGUUCGUGAUCGCUCAGAUCCUGGUGGGCAUGGGGUCCACGCCCAUCUACACGCUGGGGCCCACCUACCUGGACGACAACGUCAAGAAGGAGAACGCGUCGCUGUACCUGGCCAUCAUGUAUGUGAUGGGAGCACUGGGCCCAGCAGCUGGCUACCUGCUGGGAGGAGUCCUCAUCGGCUUUUACGUGGACCCCAAGACCGCCGUCACCAUCGAUCAGAGCGACCCCCGCUUCAUCGGAAACUGGUGGAGCGGCUUCCUGCUGUGCGCCGUGGCCAUGCUGCUGGUCAUCUUCCCCAUGUUCACCUUCCCCAAGAAGCUGCCGCCCCGACACAAGAAGAAGAAGAGGAGGAAAAAGGUGAACCUGGACGACCUGUCCGCCGACGACGACGUCCUGAAGGAGAAGAGCAACGGGAAGAGCCAGGCGGUCACGUCCUCCAUGGGAUUCGGGAAGGACAUCAAAGACAUGCCCAAAGCCGCGCUGAGGAUCCUCAGCAACGUGACCUUCCUGUUCGUCAGCCUGUCCUACACGGCGGAGAGCGCCAUCGUCACGGCGUUCAUCACCUUCAUCCCCAAGUUCAUCGAGUCCCAGUUCGGCAUCCCGGCCUCCAGCGCCAGCAUCUACACCGGAUUGAUCAUCGUGCCCAGCGCCGGCGUGGGCAUCGUCCUGGGGGGCUACAUCAUCAAGAAGCUGAAGCUCGGAGCGCGCGAGUCGGCCAAGCUGGCCAUGAUCUGCAGCGGCGUCUCUCUCCUCUGCUUCUCCACGCUGUUCAUCGUGGGCUGUGAGAGCAUCAACCUGGGAGGCAUCAACAUCCCCUACACCACCGGGCCGACGCUCACCAUGACCCAGAGGAACCUGACGGGCGGCUGCAACGUCAACUGCGGCUGUAAAACGCACGAGUACGCGCCGGUCUGCGGCUCCGACGGCAUCACGUACUUCAACCCCUGCCUCGCCGGCUGCAGCAGCGUGGCCAGCAACGCCACCGGGAUCCGCAACUACUCUGACUGCGCCUGCGUGCAGAGCCGGCAGGUCAUCACGCCGUCGUCCGGCGGCCAGGGCGGCAACCAGCUGCAGCUGGUCAUCGUGAAGACGUACCUGAACGAGAACGGCUUCGCCGUGUCGGGGAAGUGUGACCGCACCUGCAGCACGCUCAUCCCCUUCCUCAUCUUCCUCUUCAUCGUCACGCUCAUCACCGCCUGCGCCCAGCCCUCCGCCAUCAUCGUCACGCUCAGGUCGGUGGCGGAGCCGGAGAGGCCCUUUGCUCUCGGGAUGCAGUUCGUCCUCCUCAGAACGCUCGCCUACAUCCCGACGCCCAUCUACUUCGGCGCCGUCAUCGACACCACCUGCAUGCUGUGGCAGCAGGACUGCGGCGUGCACGGCUCCUGCUGGGAGUACGACGUCACGUCGCUGCGCUUCGUCUACUUCGGCCUCGCCGCCAGCCUCAAGUUCUUCGGCUUCCUCUUCAUCUUCCUCACCUGGUACUCCAUCAAGUACAAGGAGGAGCGGGUGGAGCGCUGGCUCAAGCGCCACCUGUCGCCCGUCGACACCGUCGGAAGCCUGGUCUGCCACCCGGGGGGCCACAAGGGGCACGCGCGCACCCGCUCCUGCCCCGUCAACAUCCCCCGGACCGACCCCGGCGCUCCGCCCGCCAGCGCGCCGCCGCACGCCGGCCCUCUCAACCGCGGCGUCAGCACCCAGAGUUGCCCCGGCAACGAGCUCAAAGCAAUAGCCCCUCCCGCCGCGACCGCCGCGCCUCCUACGCCCCAGACGGCGCCCGCCGCCGCCCGCUCUCUGGAACACGUUUCAGUCAAAGUCUGAGUUUGAGGAAGGGGGGGGGUGGAGGGACAGGAAGAGGCGGGUCAAACCCACUGACCUUUAUUCUGAAAAGGUCAGAAUCGAUCAUCACGUCCACACACAUCGAUGAGAAAUAUGCUGCACUGUGUAAUAAUAUAUUAUAAUAUACUGUUACAAUAUACUAUAUUAUACUGUGUUAUAAUAUAGUAUAUUGUAUUACAUUAUACUGUACUGUAAUAUUCUAUAUAACACUGUAUGGGCCGUCCCCCUCCUCCACUUUAGGGAAACCUGUUAAAAGCAGCCGUGUGCGUUUUCUUUGUGAUCCGAAAUCAGCUCAUCGCACACACAGACACACACACACACACACACGCACGCACACAGACACACACACACACACAGGCACAUGCCCUCUCCCUAGUCCCUGACCUCAGUGACCUGUGCCUUCUGUCUUCUUGUACAGAAUACGUAGAAACACAAUAGACAGACUGUGACCCCCCCCCCACCCCCCUCACCCCGUAGGACUAGAAGUCACCUGAACAGAUACCUCAGCUUUGCCCCAAUCAUUGUGCUGUUGACUUGCAAACCCCAGCGCUUACGUAACAAAAGAAGAGCCCCCCCCCCCCCCCUGUGAAAGUGUGAAGAACCGAUGGAAUGGUGCUACGUGAAAGACGGACAUUUAGUGUCCACUCCUUUUUGUUUUGUCCCUCACGCUUCAUUUAAACAUUUAAACUUGAAAAGAAGCCGACAGGUCACCUGGUGAGCAGCACCCCCCCACACCACCAGCCCCCCCCCCCCCCCCCCCCCCGGACGACGAGCAACCGACGGCCGGCCGGCCGGCCUGCCUUUUGGGUUCCCGAUGCAUUGUGGGUAACGGCUGGCCCCCGUUGAUGUAAAUGUUUGUCGUCUCCAUCGAUGAAGCAACUCGUCAGCUGGAGUUUGUGAGGGAACCAGGAGACGGAGUCUGGUCCCUGGAGCUUCACGUCAUCUUCAUCAUCUUCAUCAUCUUCAUCUUACGGACCUUCAGGGUUUCUGUUUCUCGGAGCUCUUUUGGUUCGUUGCUGGUUGAUCGAUAACGACUGAAAAAAAACAAUCGCAGCGCAAAACCCAUUUAGUAAAUGUGCUGUUUUCUUGUCUUUUAAAAUAAGACUUCUCGUAACAUCUUUCCGUUUAUUUUGAGUAAAUUCGAUCCUCUGAAAAGCUCUCAGCUCGUUAUUCUUAGAACAAAUGAACCCUGUUUGUAUUUGUCAGUAGGAGCAGUUUCACCGUAUUAAGUGUUGUUUUGUGACUGAUUGAUCUUCUAUGGAAGCAAAGACGCCUCAAUAAUCUCAAUUUAAUUCAUUUAAUCUAGAAAUUCCUGUUACAUUUUAAAGAGUUCAAUGCAUUUCUGACCUUAGGAACCUAAGCAACAACUUCAGUAUUAUUUAGUAUUAUUAUUAUUAUUAUGUCUUAAAGAGCAGUCUUGUUGCUCAUGAUUGUUUAACAGUGUUUAAUAAAGAGUCUGGGACUCAGCUGGAGGUGUCACAUCUACAUGGAUUCUUUUAUAUUUAUAUUUACUCCACUUCUAGAAGCUCUGAGGACACCUGCUGGUUGGAGGUGGAGACGAGAAGUCACAACAACAACAACCAGUAAACAAAGUGUCCCUUUGUGUCUCAGACAAUCAGUAUUUUACAUUUGAGCCUUUUUAGUUGCUGUUUUACGUUGAGGUUGUUUUACUUUUAAUCAAUAAAUCUGAUGGUUUUCUGAUACAAAGGUUAAUCGUUGUCUGUAUGAUAGUUUAAAAGAUAAAGGCCUGUUAAAGCUUCAGUUUUAGUACUUUAAAUUUCCAUUUGAUUAAAAAAAAUACAAAUAUUUAGUUUUGGCGGCUGAUUAUCAGCAUCUCACUAAAGAAUCCUCAGACUUUUAUUAAUCUGGUGUAAAGAAAUAAAGCAGCAGGUUCAAUUAGUUUUAAUCAACCAAAUGGAGCCUUAAAGCAGACGUGUAGGAGUGAACUUUGAUGUGGUUUUAAUGAAGAGGAACGAGUAGAACAUCAUUUGAACAUUUCCCGUUUGUAGAAUUAUUCUGUAAAACCACCAAGAAUCCGUCAGUUGUUCUGAUUCCACAAGGACCUUUGACCUCUGCUGUCCUCCUCGCGUAGUAACCAUGACAACGGACUAGAUGCUCUGGAUCUCUAUGGGCUGCUUCAGGCAGAUGAAAGUUACUAAAGUCUCAUUUCACUUUUCAAAUCGUGUUGUUUAUUUGAAGCAAAGUGUGUUUUUUUCCUGACUGACAUGCGAGUUGUUUCUGCUACAAAUAAAACACUACACAAGCUCA
Messenger RNA from Pungitius pungitius (ninespine stickleback), 5413 nucleotides. It is a transcript of the gene slco5a1a, whose product is annotated as solute carrier organic anion transporter family member 5A1a. Gene Ontology annotation, biological process: sodium-independent organic anion transport; transmembrane transport. The record is from RefSeq and is a predicted model, not a curated record. NCBI's taxonomy places the organism in Eukaryota, Metazoa, Chordata, Actinopteri, Perciformes, Gasterosteidae. The coding region runs from base 416 to 3127 and encodes 903 amino acids. Gene Ontology annotation, molecular function: protein binding. Gene Ontology annotation, cellular component: plasma membrane. The transcript is spliced from 11 exons.